Cuscuta campestris is the source of this 1230-nucleotide messenger RNA. The record is from the annotation of a GenBank genome assembly. Lineage: Eukaryota; Viridiplantae; Streptophyta; Magnoliopsida; Solanales; Convolvulaceae.
CACUCCAACCCACAUUAGUAUGAUACUAUCUAUUUUGGACCGAACUCUCACGGAUUUUUUUAGGCACCUCUCAAAAUAUAUCACCCUAAAAUAUUCGGUUGAACCAUUAUAUUAGGCUCUAAGUAGUGAAAAAGAGAAUGAUGAUGGGGGGAGGUGGGGGUGAUGCGUCGUCGUCGUCGGUAUCGGAAUUGCCGCCGGGGUUUCGGUUUCACCCGACGGAUGAAGAACUGGUGGCGUACUAUCUGAAACGGAAGAUCAACGGCCGGUUUAUAGAGCUCGACGUCAUCCCUGAAGUUGAUCUCUACAAAUGUGAGCCAUGGGAGUUGCCUGGGAAGGCGUUGUUGGCGAGCAAAGACCUAGAGUGGUAUUUCUUCAGUCCACGAGACCGGAAAUACCCAAACGGGUCAAGGACAAACCGGGCAACGAAGGCCGGGUACUGGAAGGCGACGGGGAAGGACAGGAAAGUAAAUUCAGAAAUGAGGGCGGUGGGGAUGAAGAAAACCCUAGUCUAUCACAGAGGCAGAGCUCCCCACGGAGCUCGAACCGAUUGGAUCAUGCACGAAUACCGCUUAGAGGAAAGGGAAUGCGAAACCCGGUCGGGCUUACAGGACGCCUACGCCCUCUGCCGCGUCCUAAAGAGAAGCUUAAAUACCUCAGAUAUCGGAGAGACUUACUCUGCCGCCGCCGCCGCCGGAGACGAUCAGGCGUCGAGCUCAUCCUAUGCGAUUCAGCAUCCGCCGCCGCCUUCACGCGACCUCGGUUUCCUGGCGACGUCGCAACAGGAUUACUGCUUGGAGGUUCCGGAUUUCGCCCAAUCGGGCUAUGUUCGAUUCCAGAUGCCUCAACCGAGCUGCUGCGAUUCCGACGAGGCAAAUCGUCGAACACUUGGUGCGCAUGACUGCACCGUAAAUGCAUCAGAUUUUAGCGACGAUUUUUCCUUCUUCCCUCAGAACGAGAGAUUUCAAAGCUACAGCUCUUCUGGAUUCAUGGAUCAAUGGAAGGAAGAUGGCCAAACGAUCGAGGAAUUCGGCGACGAACUAGGAUGGGAUAGAAUGGGGCCAUACUAAUAACAAUACAACACGAAGGCAUUAACGAAUAUCUCGAGACGGGAAAGACUAGCGACCAGUGGCACGAGAAAAUGAAACGGUGGCAUUAGAAGUGGACGAUGGAGUAGUGGUUGAUGUGUUUGCAGUACUUGCGCUCUUGUCGAAAUCAAUAAUGGAAGGCCUU